Lactuca saligna is the source of this 471-nucleotide messenger RNA. The record is from the annotation of a GenBank genome assembly. NCBI's taxonomy places the organism in Eukaryota, Viridiplantae, Streptophyta, Magnoliopsida, Asterales, Asteraceae.
AUGGUCGCAUCCACCAUUUUUCAUAGACAAGAGUGUGACAAGGAUCCUUCUAGAUACCUCUUCUAUAUGUGGUGCCUUAUUCAGACGGAGGUGGAGCUGAAGGUCAUUCAUGAGCCUACCUUUGUGACACAUCAAAUACCUAGGCAUGUAGAGCUUGAUUUUCCGGAGCCUACUCUUGGUGAUGUGAUGUAUCAUCUUGUUGUUACAUGGGAGGAGCAUCGUUGGAUUACGGCUUCGCUUAUCAGGGUGAUGUGUCUUCUGGGGAUAGACCAUACAGCCUUUGCUAGUGCGGAUCCCUUUGUACCACCUCCUCCUCAGCCAUGGAGCACUAGUUACAAUGGUACUGGUCCUUCAGGCACUCAUCCUCGAGACACUGAUGAAGAUGACAACGAUGAUGAUGACGAUGACGAGACCGAGACGGAGUUGAAGGGAGGUGAGAGAAGAUUUGUGAGUUUUAUUUUUGUAUUCUGA